GGAGCUCUGUGAAUUUAGUUACAAAUGUUUUGAACGGAACUGUAUUCUUGUUUAAGUAUGGCAACCGAACAAUUUUUUUGACAAAAUCUUUUUAAACUAGAUCUAGAAAUAUUAUUUCUUCAAUGUACUGGUGGUAACUUUAUAAAUAACACAUUGUAGCCUGAAAUUUGUCUUCAAACUUUAAAAAUGAUGCAACUUGAUUUAACUCGAGUAGAUUAUCUCCAGGUUGGGAUAACAUGUCAAAAAACAAUGCAAGUUUUACCAUUGACAAGUAAAACCCAAAAGAUUGUUGUUGGUGAUAAUGAUGGACAGCUGCAAUGUUUUGGACUUCGAAAAGGUCAAGUGCAAACUUUGUUUCAAGCUUCCAAAAAGAAUCAGAUUUCAAGAGUUGUCCUAGGGGGCCAGAUUGGUGGAGUGAGAGACAGAAUUUUUACUUCUGCUGGAACAGAAGUCAAUGCAUUUACCAAGAAAGGCAAGAAUUUCCUGACUUUUGAUACUGGCAUCACAGAGCCUGUUCAGUCCAUUUAUGUUGAAGGCACUGAUUUACUAGCUUGUGGCAACUUUGGAUUCAAUCAUUAUUGUGAUUGCAAGGAAUCAAGCUACUUCCUCAGCAGUGACAAGAUCAACGAUGUUAUUUGUCUACCAAGAGAAAAAUGGAAUGGCCUAACACCAGUGUUGGCCUGUCAGGACCGAGUUCUUCGAGUUUUACAAGGAUCAGAUGUGUUGUAUGAAGCUGAGGUACCUGGCCCUCCAGUUGUGGUAGAACUGUUUGGUAACAAUGGAGGUGAUGAAGGAAAUGAAAUUUUGUAUGGAACUUCUGAUGGUAGAAUUGGACUCAUGCAGAUUGGAACGCUUGCACCUGUGCAUCGCUGGGAGUUGCCAAAUAUGAAAAGAGCGGGAGGAGUUCUUUGCCUGGACAGCUAUGACAUUACAGCUGAUGGAGUCCUUGACCUUCUUGUGGGUAGAGAUGAUGGACAAGUGGAAGUCUACAGCUAUGAUGAAGCCAAUGAGCCUGUAUUCCGUUACUGUUAUACUGGAAGUGAAAGCAUCACCUCUGUCAAAGGUGGAGUUGUUGCAGCUGCAGGUUUUGAUGAGAUUGUUUGUGCAAAUUAUGCAGGCUGGGUAUUUGCUCUGACUACUGAGCAGCUAGUUAAAGAGGUUGGGCUCCAGAAAGCAGCUCCAGACCCUGUUGUAACUGCCAAAAUUUCUAAUCUCAAGUCAGAAUUGGAAGGUCUGCAGAAACAGGUUUCAGAUGAACGAGCUAAAUAUCAUGAAAGUGCCCACUCCACAAAGACUGUCUCUGCUGUCCCUUUCUUCCCAAUCAAUGACAAAUUUGUUCUGAACAAAGAUGAUGCUAGUUACUCACUUAGCUUGGAGCUCCAGAGUCCAAUAGAUAAUAUUUUACUGCAGAGUGAUGUCCCUGUGGACUUGUUGGACAUAGAAAAGAAUUCAGCUGUUGUUAGCUACUCAGCAUGUAACCCUGAGGAUGGAAAUUUCCUCCUGGCUACUUAUCGCUGCCAAGCCAACACAACAAGACUUGAGAUGAAGAUCCGUUCCAUUGAAGGCCAGUAUGGAACACUACAAGUCUACGUCACACCAAGAAUACAACCUAAAACUUGUCAACUGAAACAGUAUCCGAUCAAGCCUUUGUCUUUGCAUCAAAGGAUUCAUGCUUUUGAUGAGAACAGGCCUCACAACACUUUGACUUUAAAAGGUCAGUUCAGUCAAGCUGAAGUCCACUCUUGGCUAACCUUCUGUUUGCCAGAGAUUCCAGAGAGACCUCCUGCCAUGGAUCCAGCAGUGUUUUACUUUGCCUCCACAUUCUUGGACACUCAGCUGCUUUGUUUAUACAGAAAAGGUGAAGCAGUUUUCAAGUCAGAUAACAUCUCCAGUAUUUCCAUUCUGAAAGAUGUACUUUCUAAGGAAGCCACAAAGAAAAAAAUUAGGCUGGACAUAUCUUUUGAUAUCAAUGAUGACUCAGUCACUCAUACAUUGAGACUCAUCCAUCCUAAACUAGAAGAACAAUUGCUGCUAGCUAAAAAAGUACAACUAAUUGAUGCACUGAAAGAGCUUCAGGUCAAUGAGCCAGACUUGAGUUUUAUGGCUCCAGAGUAUCAAGAAAUAUUGAAAGAAUCAGAAAAACUGAAGGCUGAGUUUAAGAGGCAGCCAAGUCAUUUAGAGAGACUUUAUGGAAUGAUUACAGAUUUGUAUAUUGACAAAUUCAAAUUUAAAGGUCAGAAUGUUAAAAGCAAAGUGCCAGCUCUGCUAGAACUACUGGAUACUUAUGAAUUGGAUUCUCUGAUUGCAUUUUUUGAGAACUCAGCUUGACAGUAGACCUGAUGUAUUUUCUGUAAAUGUGUUUCCUGCCUUUUAGAUCUAAUCAACAAGCCGUCCAACAUCCUAGAAAGAUGUUUAUUGUACAUUUCAGUAGUUUGUACUGAACAUUCCAAUCUGUGAUUACUAGGAUUGCACAUUUUGAUGUCUUUUAAACCUUGUAUUAUUUAUUAAAAUAUUUGUUUUUAA
This is a messenger RNA of Biomphalaria glabrata, 2523 nucleotides long. RefSeq names its product Bardet-Biedl syndrome 7 protein homolog. Gene Ontology annotation, molecular function: protein binding. Gene Ontology annotation, cellular component: neuron projection; ciliary basal body; axoneme. Bases 187 to 2328 code for a protein of 713 amino acids. The transcript has 20 exons. Gene Ontology annotation, biological process: intracellular protein localization; non-motile cilium assembly; intracellular transport. Lineage: Eukaryota; Metazoa; Mollusca; Gastropoda; Planorbidae. The record is from RefSeq and is a predicted model, not a curated record.